UUAUCUCGUGUUUCUUCCAGACGUACAAUAUCGACGCCCAGAUAGGAGAUUCGUCUGCAUGCGCCACGGCGCUCAUGUGUGGCGUGAAGGCCAAUGUCAACACAUUGGGUCUCGACCACCGGGGCAAAUUUGAGGACUGCAUGUCCUCUUACACCGCAGGAGUCACUUCCAUCAUUGAUUGGGCACAGAAUCAUGGAAAGAGCACUGGGAUCGUCACCAACACACGCAUCACGCAUGGCACCCCUUCCGCCCUCUACGCUCGCAGCCCCUCUAGGUAUUGGGAGGACGAUGCCAAGAUCCCUGACCACUCCCACUCCUCCUGCAAGGACAUCGCACGCCAGUUAGUGGAGGACGAACCAGGGAAGAACAUUAACGUGCUGAUGGGUGGCGGGCGGCGCCACUGGCUGCCCCUCACUGAUUUCGACAGGGAGGAGAGGAACCAGAGGGGACGCAGGACUGACGGCAGGAACCUCCUCGACGACUGGGUGCGAGACAAGAAGGCACGCGAUCUUAACGCAGAGUAUGUGUGGAACAAAGCACAGUUCGACAAGGUGGAUCCAAGACACACCGACUACCUGUUGGGUAUCUUCGGUUAUUCCCACCUUGACUUCGAGGUGGAUCGCAACAAGGGUCCGCUGGGUGAUCCUUCCCUGGUGGAGAUGACUGUCAAGGCCAUCCAGAUUCUGAGGAAGAACCCGCGCGGCUUCUUCCUCAUGGUUGAAGCUGGGCGCAUAGACCACGCCCACCACCACAAUAAUGCGCGGAGGGCACUGGAGGAGAUCGCUGUUCUGGACGACGUCGUUCAGAACGCCCUCAACAUUACGUCCGUCAAGGACACACUCAUCGUGCUCACAGCAGACCACUCCCAUGUGUUCACUGUGGGGGGCGAUAAUACCCCCCGUGGCCACCCCAUCACUGGUCUUGACACCGAGAUCAGUGACAUGGAUGGCAAGCCCUACACGACGCUCCUUUACGGCAACGGCCCAGGCUAUGCCCAUACCACACCUACCGGCCGCCACGACCUGACAGGAUUCAACACUCAGGACAUCAACUUCGUGCAGCAGGCGGCGGUGCCCAGGAAGUAUGAGACGCACGGCGGAGAGGACGUGCCGGUGUACGCCAUUGGUCCUGGGUCACACCUUUUCUCCGGCACGGUGGAGCAGACCUACAUAGCACACGCCAUCGCUCACGCCGCCUGCAUUGCUGAGGACAACAGUCACUGUGAGAAGCCUUUUGGUGAUGACGCUUGUGCCGCGGCCCCAGGCCCUGCCCCAGCCCCGACCUCCCGACGUCCACUUGGCCAAGUUCCGCCCACAAUGGAGGACGAUAAGCAGCAAGCACGAGAUCCGUGGGCGUGGAGCACGGCGACACGGGCGUGGACGUGGACCGCCUACCAAGCACUGACAUUGCUUAUGCUCCCUGUUGUGCUGGUGCUGCGCUGAGCCCCUCUUGGCUGCACACACUCAGGAAGGGAUCCCCCGCUCCCCGUGUUCGCUACACUGCGAGGACUGGAAGGAGAGUGUGGAUCCCGAGGCGAGACUCUAUGUCCUCACUUUUACCGUACCUCCAUGUGACAGCGAAAAUGCUUCACACGCCAUGUUGAAAAUUGUAUAAUAGGUUUUACUCGAGCUUUAUCAGGAUGCACAGGAAGGGUGGAUCCUGCUGCGUGACGGCCAGGUCGGUGCUGCGAUGCUGCUGUGCCUGUGUCGUCUGACUCUGCGACUCAGAUCCUGAUGUGUCCCCGAGUCCUCCCCAGCCUAGCGAGGAUGAGGGCUUUUAGCGCUGACUGAUUUAUAAAGUGUGAGUUAGUUGACGAUAUAGCGAUCAUUUACAGGUAUAUUUUUCCCCAGUAUUAUUUUCACUUGAAUUCUACCUCUCUGCUUUGAAGCGGUGGUUGUAAGGAAAAGCGUUGACAAUCAGUGAAUGAAAAAAAAAAAAAAGCAGAAGUGAUGCGAUCAAGAGUGAAGAGAAAAGAAAAUCUCAAGAACAGUGACAGAUGAGUAACAGUGCAGACGAUAAAAUAUACGAGGCUCGCCACCCCCGCAGCGGCCUUGAGAGCCCUGUCUGCCUGCUGUGCUAGGACCGAUGUUUUCAAGAGAUAGUGGACUGUGCAUCUAUACUAAUUAUGUUUGCUUACAAAUCACAUGAUUUGAAAUAUUCAUGUUGUUGGGACUUUGAUAAAACAUAGUGAAAAUUAACAACAGAUGCCUUCGUCAUUAGAUUUAACAAAGUAGUCACGUUAGGAUAUCUGUUUGUGUGUCAGUAUUGAAUACACGCUGCAGUUGAUUCUCUAUUGAACGAGCGUGUGUUGUGUAUACUAAAUUAUCAAUGUUCCUUAUAUCAGUCAUCAUACUCAGACUCCAUAGUUGUGUGAUGAAUUACAAGACAUAAGUUCAUCCCCCCGAGGAGCAAGUACUGGAGGAUUUACUCUUAUUUGCACCUUAUUUCAGGACUGCUGAUUGUUUCCCUGCGUCCACGGCCUCUUUUGAUGAGUUUGUGUCAAGAUGAAGCAUGGACCUCAGGCAUGCAGGACCAAGCCAUUUGUUGUGUUGAUAUUGGGAAGCACCGUCAGGUAAUAGAUGCUCUUCAUUUAAAUUGAUUUGAUUUUUAU
This is a messenger RNA of Scylla paramamosain (green mud crab), 2611 nucleotides long. RefSeq names its product alkaline phosphatase, tissue-nonspecific isozyme-like. Gene Ontology annotation, molecular function: alkaline phosphatase activity. The record is from RefSeq and is a predicted model, not a curated record. NCBI's taxonomy places the organism in Eukaryota, Metazoa, Arthropoda, Malacostraca, Decapoda, Portunidae. The transcript is spliced from 7 exons. Gene Ontology annotation, biological process: dephosphorylation. The coding region runs from base 75 to 1442 and encodes 455 amino acids.